AUGUUCUACGAGCCCGGCAAGACGCCGCACAACCUGCCGUUCGACCCGUUCAAGGCGUGCGUGGUGCCGCGGCCGAUCGGGUGGAUCUCGACGACGUCGCCGCUGCCCCCAACCACACGCGACACCCCCUACCCGCCGCCACCACCACCACCACCGCAACACAACCUCGCACCGUACUCACAGUUCGCCAACCUAACCUUCGACCCGCCGUACGUCAUGUUCGCGGCGAACCAGAAGGCCGACGGGUCGCGCAAGGACACGGUGCGCAACGCCGAGGCGACCGGCAAGUUCGUCGUCAACAUGGCCACGCACGCGCUGCGCGCCGCCGUCAACGCCUCGGCGCAGCAGCUGCCGUACGGCGCCGACGAGUUUGCGGCUGCCGGGCUCGCCAAGGCCUUCAGUCGGUGCCUGCCCGGCGAUGGAGAUGGUGGCAACCCCGUGCCCGUGGUCCGCGACAGCCCCGUGCGCCUGGAGUGCGUGCACCAUGCGACCUGGCGCCUGCCGGGGAACCCGCCGCUCGGGUCGGCCGAUGUCGUUGUCGGCAGGGUGGUCGGUGUGUACAUUGCUGACUGGGCGAUUGACCCUGCUAGUGGCCGGCUGGAUUUGGCGAGGGUCAGGCCCAUUGCUCGUUGUGGGUACUAUGACUAUGCCGUCGUCAAUGACACGUUCGAGAUGAUCAUUCCGGGCUUGGACGAGGCCACGCUAGCCGGGCUCGAGGGCAGUCGUGCCAGAGUCGAGAAGCUGGGGCUGGGUUCCAAGCUGUAGUUGGUUAUCUAG
Lasiosphaeria miniovina is the source of this 777-nucleotide messenger RNA. RefSeq lists its product as uncharacterized. Bases 1 to 765 code for a protein of 254 amino acids. The record is from RefSeq and is a predicted model, not a curated record. Gene Ontology annotation, molecular function: FMN binding. The transcript has a single exon. NCBI's taxonomy places the organism in Eukaryota, Fungi, Ascomycota, Sordariomycetes, Sordariales, Lasiosphaeriaceae.